AUGUUAACUUGUGCUUCUCUAGUCAAAAGUUACGCACUACGAUUAUUACUAAUAUUCGUUAGUGCAUUAAUAAUCAAAUGUGAUGAUUUAAAUAAUCACUUUAAUAUAAAAGAAAAACAUUACUGUCCAUUUAUUGAAACUUUAUCUUUCGGAUCAAAUAUUGAUAUAAAAUGUAAUAAUACUUAUUUAAUAUUUAAUGAACUAAAUAAUAAUAGUUUGAAUUGGAAAUUUGCUAAUCAAAGUUUAUUUUGUCAACAAAAAGGCAAACAAGAAGCAUUUGUUAAUCAAUGUAAUAUAACUCGAAUUGAUUCGAAAUAUUUAAAAGUUCCAGUUUAUAAACCAAUCUCACCUAUGAUUCACGUUACUCAGCUUGACGAUGAUUAUCAGAUAGUAUAUACAUUUAAUUUAACUACUAAUGAAUUAGCCGAAGAUGAAGCAUUUGAAAUUUUAUGGGCAAAACGUUCUGGACCUAUUGAGAAUUCAUUUAAUUAUUGGUUUUUAAAAGGAUGUGUUGCUCCUGAUGUACAGAUUCAUGAAGAUACUGGCCAUACAAUCAUAUUUGAUGUUAAUGAUAUUUCAAUUGAUAGAGUUGAAUUUAUUAUUCGUCGUUGUAAUCGCUUUUGUCGACGUUAUUUAGUAUGUGAUAACGAUGAAUUUUACAAUGAAUUAUCCUCAAAUAAUUUCCUUACACCAGAUUCUAUUGAAAAAAUUAGUUGUGAUUAUAAUUGCUUGAAUGGCAUAGUUCAUUCAACAACAAUCAAUAAUAUUGUACAAGAUGAUAAAUUAUUAACACCAAAUCAAUUAAUCAAUAGAAAUCAUACAAUAAAAUUUUUAAUUUUAUUUCCUAUUCUAGGAUUAUUAAUGAUAGUUUUAUUUAUAAUAUUCGCUUUUUUUAUUAUUUAUCGAAUGAAAGUUUUACGAAGACAAAAUGUAUAUACGAAAACAGACCAUAUUAAUGUUGAUGACAACAAAUGA
Adineta steineri is the source of this 975-nucleotide messenger RNA. The record is from the annotation of a GenBank genome assembly. NCBI's taxonomy places the organism in Eukaryota, Metazoa, Rotifera, Eurotatoria, Adinetida, Adinetidae.